GGAGAUAACUACACUUCACUCCAUUUGUACCGCGUGGAUAAGGAGACGUUUUUGGGUAUUAAUAUAGAUAUAGUAAUAUAUAUAUAAUAAUAUAUUAAUAUUAAUAUAAGUUAAUAUAGUUUUGAACAUUUUUAUAUCUCAUAAUAAUUAGAAUGGCCAGAAGAGGGGUUAUUUGCGCUAUGUAUGGCUGCUUUAACUAUAAAAUACAAAGUGAUCGCAAGUCGUUUUACAGAUUCCCUAAAAACAAACAAGUAUGCACUCAGUGGAUUGUUAAAAGCAGAAGGUCCGACUUAGACAAUAUUUUAAGAACAAAAGGGCCAGAAUAUUUAAAUAGAAACUACGUCAUGUGUUCUGACCAUUUUACGAAAAAAGAUGGGGAAUUUUCACAUAGGGAAAUGGGAAAUUUUCACAUAGAAAUGAAAAAAUAUGAUGACAAUUGCAGAAUGCUGUAUCCAAAUGGGUGUGGGAAAAAAUUAUCUUCAGAAAUGUCAGCAAUAUUUCAAAACAAUUUUAAUAUAUUUUUGUUACAGAGCCCAUAUGGAAUUAAAACUAAGUUAAUUAAUUAUUUCUUAAAGAAUGCAAAUAUUAAAGGUGUUUGUGACAAUUGUAUUAAAUUAUUAGCAGAUAAAUAUUUCAAAGUCCUUAUUAAAGCAUAUGUGACAAAAAAUAAUGAUUCGUCUGAAAGUUUUCUGAGAACAAAAAAUGCUAAAUUAAAAAAGAUUGCACAUAUGUAAUAACUGUAUUAUCCAUGACCUGUAUGAUCAAACUGUGCACAUAAUACAUUUUGGUGUUCAAUGUGUUCUAAUUUAAUAAAAUGAAAUUAAAACCUCAGAUUUUAAUUUAAAAAAUCUGACUCAUUGCAUUUGAUUUGUUUUGUUGCUAUUA
Centruroides sculpturatus (bark scorpion) is the source of this 885-nucleotide messenger RNA. RefSeq lists its product as uncharacterized. Lineage: Eukaryota; Metazoa; Arthropoda; Arachnida; Scorpiones; Buthidae. The coding region runs from base 153 to 734 and encodes 193 amino acids. The record is from RefSeq and is a predicted model, not a curated record. The transcript has 2 exons.